AUGAACCGUGCGGUUAUCGACCAGUUUGUGCUGGCCCAAGAGUAUCCAGAAAAGCAUACUGCCACACUACAGAGCAAUGCGUCCGCAAUAAAAUUCAGUGCUACUGGGGACUAUUUGGCCAACGGGACUUUGGAUGGGGAUGUAGUGGUCUAUGAUUGUGAUACUUGGGAGCCGUUACAGAUUUUAAAAGGGCACGGAGGAGUGAUACAAACUCUAUCAUGGUCUUCAUGUUCUAGAUAUUUAUUGAGUGCAUCGCGGGAUUGGCAAUGCAUAUUGUGGGACUUUAAAGAUAUCGAAAAUGGGCCUGCCGCUACGGUCGAUUUGGGGUGUCCUGUUUGGAUGGCCAGUUUACAUCCCCACAAUCAUAAUGUAUUUGUAGCGGCUUUGUUGAACGCCAACCCUGUUUUGGUUACUAUCAAUGAGGAUACGUCUACCAGCAAAUUGACGUUACCUGACGGUGGUAAUGGUAAAGUUCAAGUGGCCCUCUUUUCCCCCACAGGAGACCACGUUAUUUUGGGAUCGAGCAAAGGAGCUAUAAUGAUAGUGACACUUGAGGGCGAGCUCGUUUACUCCACCAAAAUAUCUUCAAGUGCUAUUAUCGAUAUGUGCUAUACCCCAGGUACGGACUUUUUGGUUUGCACAUCAACUGACAGAGCCAUCCGAAAAGUUCAGCUCCCCAAUUUCACAACCUCACCUGAUUCAUGGAACCUGGAAAUAUCACAAAAGUUCAUUGACCUAGUAGAGAAGCAUCAAUGGGUCGCUUCGGCCACCUCGCCAAGUGGAGAACUGAUUUUGGGCACUGGACGAGGAACUAACGACGUUUAUAUGUGGGAGGGUAACUUGGGAUCACUGGUAAAGAUUUUCGAGGGCCCCAAAGAGAAUUUGGCAUGUAUUGACUUCCAGCCAAACCGCCAAUGCUUUGCAACCACUGGCAUCGAUAGCGGAGACAUUCAUAUUUUUACCGCCGAGCAGCCCCAAAAUUGGAGCGCCCUAGCAACAGAUUUCGUUGAAUUGCAUGCUAAUGAAAUAUACACUGAGCGUGAGGAAGAGUUUGAUAUCGUGGACGAAGAUGAGAACUCAAAAAACCUUGAUCUACACAAGGUAGACGUCUGGACCAUUGAAAAGCCCAUCAAACACUUUGUGAUUCCAGUAAAUCUUGAAUAA
Wickerhamiella sorbophila is the source of this 1164-nucleotide messenger RNA. Its product is annotated as Set1 complex component swd1. The coding region runs from base 1 to 1164 and encodes 387 amino acids. The transcript has a single exon. Gene Ontology annotation, cellular component: Set1C/COMPASS complex. Gene Ontology annotation, molecular function: protein binding. Lineage: Eukaryota; Fungi; Ascomycota; Dipodascomycetes; Dipodascales; Trichomonascaceae. The record is from RefSeq and is a predicted model, not a curated record.